AUGGACAAGUCGUCGCCAUCAACAUCGUCAUUGGGGAUUUCUUCUCGACCAGACAACAUUUCCACUUUAUCCAUAGUGGGUAUGGGGGGAUUGGUUAAAACUACAGUAGCUCAAAUGGUCUAUAAGGAUGACUCCAUCGUGAGAAACUUUGAGCUAAGAGCUUGGGUAUGUGUCUUUGAUAAUUUUGAUAUCUAUAAGAUCUUAAGAGACACCGCAGAGUCCAUUACUAGAAACAAAUAUGAGAAUCCAUCGAAUGUCGACGUACUAGCGAACCAAGUCAAGGAAAUGUUGAUUGGUAAAAAAUAUCUGCUGGUGCUCGACGACUUGUGGAAUGAAGAUGUCGGAGAUUGGGAAAAACUGAAGAGUUACCUUAUCCAUGGCGGCAUGGGAAGCAAAAUACUAGUCACUACACGCAGUCACAAAGUUGCAUCUGUUGUUGGUGGUAAAAUUCAUGAUCUUGAAAAGUUAUCAGAUGAUAUUUGUUGGUCCAUUAAAGAGGAAAAAAUACUAUGUCGAGGUGGAGCAGAUGUGCAGAAGGAUGAAUUGGGUAGCAUUAGGACAUGUAAGAUGCAUGAUUUGGUGCAUGACCUUGCGAUGAGUGUUCAAGAUCCUAAUGAAUUUGGAAUUGCAAAAGUAGAAGAUGGCAAAGAAGAAAUUUCACAAGUUCGUCGUUUACAACUGCUAUUUGAUGAAGGACCUCGUUUGGCAUCUCCAAAUGUGUUAUUGAAUGCCAUGAAGUUGCGAACUCUUAUUGCUGUUGAACCAUAUGAUUUUUCGCAUAUCAAUUCUUUAUUUCGUUGCCGGUGCCACUGUAGUACAGUGGUAAAGCCACUGGGUGGUGAUACCACGUCAAUAAAUCACGUUCCAAGUUGGUUUCUUAGAGAAAUUGGGAAUUUUAAGAGUUUGAGGCAUCUUGAUAUCUCGUAUUCAGAUAUUAAACAUAUACCUGAAAAUAUCGGGUCCUUAGAACAUCUAAGGUUCCUUGAUCUUUCAUAUACACCAAUCUCAAAGUUACCAGACUCAAUCACUUGCAUCAGCAGUUUAAGAACACUAAAGUUCGAUUAUUGUUGGAACUUAGAUGCCUUACCUACAGAGCUAGGAGGACUGACACAAUUAAGGCGCCUUAAUUUGGAAGGUACUGGGAUCGAAGUAUUGCCUGUAUCAUGUAUUAAAAACCUCUGGAAUUUGGAGAUAGUGGAACUAAGAUCAUACUGCAAGCUUCCCAGAGAAAUUAAUAAUUGGCCAAAAUUAAGAAUUCUUACGCACUCUAGAGAUGAUGAUGUAAUGUCUAAAGGUAUAGAGAGGCUCACUUGCCUUGAAAUAUUAGAGGAUUACAUGGUUAGGAAAGAAAAUGUGAUUGGCGAAAGUCCUAAUAAUAGUUGCGGUAGUGGCGUUGAAGAGAUGGCAGGCUUAAACUCCCUUGAGGUGUUAGGUAUAAGAAAUCUGGAGAAUGUGAGAGGUGCAAAAGAAGGCGCAGAAAGAGCAAAGUUAAAAGACAAGCAACACCUUGUACGUUUGGGUUUGUAUUGGGGUUCCACUGAUGAUGAUAGUAGAAGUAUGAAGGAUUGUAAGGUGCUGGAGGGUCUCCAACCUCACUCUAAUCUAAGGAAGUUGUAUAUAUAUGGAUUCUCAGGUGUAAAUCUCCCCAACUGGAUGGUGGGUUGUUCUUUAUCUAAUUGCCUUCCGAAUUUGGUGACAUUAACUUUAACAGACUGCAGCAAUUGUGAGAAGCUCCCAGCGCUUGGUAUGCUCCCAUUUCUUCAGUAUCUUAAGAUUGCGAAAAUGAAAUCAGUCAAGUGUCUGGGCGAAGAGUUUAUCAUCAACAACAACGAGAAGAAGACAGCAGUAGUAUUACUACAAAGAGAUCCCCCUCAAUGUUCCCUUCUUUAG
This is a messenger RNA of Papaver somniferum (opium poppy), 1890 nucleotides long. Its product is annotated as putative disease resistance protein RGA3. The transcript is spliced from 3 exons. Gene Ontology annotation, biological process: defense response to other organism. Bases 1 to 1890 code for a protein of 629 amino acids. Gene Ontology annotation, molecular function: ADP binding; protein binding. The record is from RefSeq and is a predicted model, not a curated record. NCBI's taxonomy places the organism in Eukaryota, Viridiplantae, Streptophyta, Magnoliopsida, Ranunculales, Papaveraceae.